Staurois parvus is the source of this 435-nucleotide messenger RNA. NCBI's taxonomy places the organism in Eukaryota, Metazoa, Chordata, Amphibia, Anura, Ranidae. The record is from the annotation of a GenBank genome assembly.
UCCGGGGGGAGCGGGGAUACAGUGAAUGCGGGCUCCGGGGGGAGCGGAUACAGUAAUGCGGGCUCCGGGGGGGUGAAUGCGGGCUCCGGGGGGAGCGAUACAGUGAAUGCGGGCUCCGGGGGAGCGGAUACAGUGAAUGCGGGCUCGGGGGAGAGCGGAUAUAGUGAACGCGGGCUCCGGGGAGAGCGGAUAUAGUGAACGCGGGGUCCGGGGAGAGCGGACAUAGUGAACGCGGGGGCCGGGGAGAGCGGAUAUAGUGAACGCGGGGUCCGGGGAGAGCGGAUAUAGUGAACGCGGGGGCCGGGUGAGAGCGGAUAUAGUGAACGCGGGGGCGGGGGGAGAGCGGAUAUAGUGAACGCGGGGGCCGGGGAGAGCGGACAUAGUGAAUGCGGGGUCCGGGGAGAGCGGACAUAGUGAAUGCGGGGGCCGGGGGGA